This is a messenger RNA of Adineta steineri, 1293 nucleotides long. Lineage: Eukaryota; Metazoa; Rotifera; Eurotatoria; Adinetida; Adinetidae. The record is from the annotation of a GenBank genome assembly.
AUGACAUCUUCUAUCUCUUUCGUCAUAUUUUUCUGUUUAAUAUGUUCUAUUGAAACAACAAUAGGACCUGGUAGUCGUAAAGUACCAGCUCGUGCAGCAGAAAAAGUUGUAUCAACACCAUCACCGGCUGCUCAAUCAUUGCCGCCUACAGCACCAUUUGAAGCAUUUCCACCGGCAAAAACGAAUGCUUUACAACGUCGUCUUGUAGAAGAAAAUAUUAAUCCUCAAAUAAUUCUUGAAACUCAUGAAUCCUAUUGUGCAACAUGUACAGAAACUCGUGAAUUUAAUAAUCCAUCACUUGUUUAUGUAACACCAUGGAAUUCUCAUGGUUAUGAUAUAGCAAAAAUGUUUACAAAAAAAUUUGAUUAUAUUGCACCUGUAUGGUUAAGUGUAAAACGAGCAGGUUUCGAAAAAUAUAUUAUUGAAGGUACACAAGAUAUUGAUAAAAAAUGGAUUGAAACAUUAAAAGAAAAUAAUCCGAAAAUACGUAUUGUACCACGUGUUAUAUUUGAAAAAUUUUCUGUUGAUGAUAUUCAUGCAUUAUUUGAAUCCGAAGAUGAAAAACAACAAUUAGCAACAACAUUUGCUAAAUUUCUUAUUGAACAUAAAGAUUUAUUUGAUGGUUAUGUUAUUGAAAUACUUAUGCAAUUUCGUGGUACAUCAAAACCAACACUUAAUCAUAUUAUUAGUCAUAUUGCUGAACAUAUUCAUGAAAUAAAUGAUAAUGAUAAAAAGAAAGAAAUUAUUUUAGCAAUACCACCAUAUGAUGAAAUAUUUGAUAAGAAUGAUUUUGAAAUGUUAUAUGAACAUUUAGAUGGUUUUAGUGUUAUGACAUAUGAUUUUCCAAAUAGAGAGCCAGGACCAGUUGCUCCAUUAGAAUGGGUUGAAUCAACAAUGGAAAAAUUUUCUAAACCUGAGAAUGAAGGUCGAAUCAAAGUAUUUCUUGGUCUUAAUUUUUAUGGAUAUCGUUAUGAUCGAGCUGGUUCAGCAGUAAAAAAAGAUCAACAACAACAAUAUGGUAUGAAACCUAUUGUUGGUCGUGAUUAUAUUGAUUUUCUUAAAAAAAACUAUGCAACAUCAGCAAUUAUUUAUGAUCCGCGUGUACGUGAACAUAUUACUGUUAUACAAGUACGUCCCACAAAACAACAACAACAUCCAUUACCUGAAACAAUUAUUUUUUAUCCAAGUUUGAAAUCAAUUUAUGAACGAUUAGAAUUAGCCACCAAACUUAAUGUUGGUAUUGCUAUUUGGGAUGGUGGUCAAGGACUCGAUUAUUUUUAUGAUUUAUUGUGA